CACAAUGUAACUCUAGUCAUCGAAACCAUAUUCUGAUUUAAUCACGAUAGAUUUAAUUUAUUUCAUUCCAAUUAAUUUAAAUAACCGAAAAUGGAGAAAACAUCGACGAUGUGAAAAACAACCACGGAAAUGUUUAAGGCUAGGUAAAGUAAUAUUGAAAAAAGAUAUCAUGAUGAUCACUUGGACAAAAUCGAAAAUGUUAUCAAAAGAAGACCGAUUUGUUUCCAUAAAUCCACUAUGAAUGGUCACUUUUGACGGUGAUGAAAUCGAUAACCAACUUUAUCUUAUUCGCAUAUUGCACCAAGUAUCAUUUCCAUCAAAACAAAUCAACUGCACAAAGUGACUGUGCCAAUCUCAGUAAAAUUUGUUCCAAUGAAAGUAAAAUAGUUGGAAUUAUAUUAACAAUAGAAUCGAUCAAAUCUCUUCUCUCUUCCAAUUCGAUGAGAUUUACGAUUGUACAAACAGCUACAACACCAAUUCGAAAAUGACGUCACACUUUUUAUGCUCCAUUUGUCUAUGUGUGCGAAGCAUCAACACAAUCAGCUGACUGUAUGUUUGUAUGCACUCUGUACGAGGCUACUGAAAAAAAAGUCACAGUGACAGCUACAACCGCAAAACGACGCGCCAAAUUUACUGCAAGUACCACCGACUGUGCAAAAAUACAAUUAAUUGUCAAAAAAAAAAUCAAUUGGGAAUUAUCAAAAAAAUCAAGAGUUAAGCAAGAGUACCAACGAAAUUCAUUGAGUGACGACGUGAAAAGCCCUAUAUAAGUCGAUUAAGGACUCUCAACUUUAACAAAAUUACAGUUCGGAUUAAAUAUUAAGAUGAACAUGAACGCAUCAAAGUUGCAGAAAGAACUCAGUAAAAAUGUUUACAAUUUCGAUCGAGAACAUAUGAUAAUUUGCAAGAACAACAAUGGCAUCGAUAAAUCGAAACUUGUAAAUGAUUUGUACGAAUCCACACUUGAAGAAGCAAAGAAGAUUUGUAAGUCGGUCAUCGGGGUCAACGAAAGAAAACGGCAAACGCAAGAGAGAACUAUUGAAUUCAAAUGCAAUUUUUAUUGGAUUUCUAAUGAACCAAUUGGAAAACAGAAUCAUGACGAAGUUGGUGAAAAUAAAACCACACUGAAAUCAAUUAUGGAGCCAAUUCCAGCUGAGGCCUUGUCGAAUGUACCGGUGUUGUCUUCAUCGGGUAGAGGUCGUAAACGUAAGAUAACAACUUCAAUGGACGAUGCAGUACCGUUGCCAAGAGAAAGAUCUGACUCGGGCAUUGACUGUGAUUUGGAGAGAAGAGAUAGUGAUGAUGGACAACGAAUCCAAUGUGAAUUUUGUUUUAAUUAUUAUGCAAGGAGAGACAGCUUAUGGCGCCACCAGACGGAUAAACACCACGAAGAAUUUUCAUUCCAUUGUUCAACAUGCGAGCGGGGAUUCAAAAACCAAAGCGAUGCCGAUGAACAUGAGAAAAAACGUAAAUGUCACAAAAAAUAUGAAUGCGAAAUGAAAUGUGGGUAUUUCCAUUUGGAUCUGACGAAGAUGAAGAAUCACGAACGAACACAUACUGGAGAUAAACCAUACAUAUGCCAACAUUGCAACGAAUGUUUCACACAAAAAAACAGUCUCAGAAGGCACAUAACAGAGUCUUGUUCGAAAAUUCGACAAAAGUAACUUUAUGUUGCAAGAAAAAAGAAUGUAAAAUUGACGAUACAAACAAUUUAAUUGGCAAAUUUGUGAAUGAAAUGGAACACUCCAAAGUGAACCUCUAGAGAGGAAAACAGUAUUAAAUAAAUGAUUAUUUGAACAA
Molecule: messenger RNA, 1800 nt
Organism: Contarinia nasturtii (swede midge)
Lineage: Eukaryota; Metazoa; Arthropoda; Insecta; Diptera; Cecidomyiidae
Product: zinc finger protein 2-like
Exons: 6
Coding region: 825-1664 (279 amino acids)
Biological process (GO): regulation of transcription by RNA polymerase II
Molecular function (GO): DNA-binding transcription factor activity; RNA polymerase II cis-regulatory region sequence-specific DNA binding
Source: RefSeq, a predicted model, not a curated record